Messenger RNA from Penicillium subrubescens, 885 nucleotides. RefSeq lists its product as uncharacterized. The transcript has 3 exons. The record is from RefSeq and is a predicted model, not a curated record. Bases 1 to 885 code for a protein of 294 amino acids. NCBI's taxonomy places the organism in Eukaryota, Fungi, Ascomycota, Eurotiomycetes, Eurotiales, Aspergillaceae.
AUGGAUUUCGUCAGUGACACUUGUCCUUACAAGGAGGGAGAAAUCCUCAAUUUACAUCUGCUCAGAUCGCACGAUCCACAGCAACCGGGUCAGAUCGAAGCAACAAUCCUUGAUCUCUUCCAACCGUUCACUCUUUCCUGCACCAUGAAAGUCAGCAUCGACAAGCACCCUAAGCUUGCAUCCGAAGGCAACAUGGUGCUGAAGCUUUUUGACCGCCGUUUUGUCACAGAGUUCAGGCGGGUUUGGAAUGUCGACGUCUGGACCCCAGAGGCUGAGAAUAAGUUCCAUCAGUUUGUGAACGAUUCUCGUUCUUCCAAGUUCCUCGCCGACAUUCAGCGUGACAAGGUCAACAUGUCUUCUUUUGACAUGAAGAUGAGCGCCGAAGUCAAAGCAUACGACACUUUGAGCGACGUGCAGGGAGCCGUCGUCCCGCGGCUGAUUGGACUUGCCACCGCAUCCAGCUCUUCCUCAGUAUCCCCAGGCCCGCUCAAUCAGCCCACUGUCAUCCCUGGGAUCCUCCUCCAGUAUAUCAGGGGGUUCCAGCUGAAGGACCUUGGCAGGCACGCCCCAAAGGAGCUCUGGAAUAGCAUCUGUCAGGAUGCCAUGCAACUUCUCCGGGCUACGGGCGAGCGCGGAAUCCUGAACCUGGAUUUUCAGGUCAGAAAUGUCAUCGUGAAGAAGCUCAGAGCAAAUCACUACAAGCCCUUCAUGAUUGACCUUGCCAUCUGCAGGUUCCGCGCAGAGGCCAAGGAUGAGGAAGAGUGGAGACAGUGGCGCGUAGAUGAGGAUGAAGAAGGGUGGCUCGGACGUGGGAUGGAGGAUCACUUGGACGAGGACUAUGUCUAUCGUCGAUCUUCCUACAGCAAGCAGCUGAGAGGCGAGUGA